Messenger RNA from Symphalangus syndactylus (siamang), 1965 nucleotides. RefSeq lists its product as uncharacterized. NCBI's taxonomy places the organism in Eukaryota, Metazoa, Chordata, Mammalia, Primates, Hylobatidae. The record is from RefSeq and is a predicted model, not a curated record.
AGAGCCCUGACCUGACCACCCAGAGAGCCCAAAACACAAUGAACAAGUUGAAUUUCCACAACAGAGUCAUGCAAGACCGCCGCAGCGUGUGCAUUUUCCUUCCCAAUGAUGAAUCUCUGAACAUCAUCAUAAAUGGGAAAGGGCGAUUACUUCAGAUUGGGCCACGGCUCUCACGUGCACGUGUGGAAACCGCAGGUGGUGGAAGGACUGAAAGGGAAGAAGAUCGUGCAUGGGGCCGUCGGGGCCCAGCACUGCCUGGCGGUCACAGACUCAGAGCAGAUGAUAGUGUCGAACCAAGUGGAACAAAGAAAGAAGGUCUGAAUGACAAAGAGAAAAAAGAUGAAGAAACUCCUGCACCUGUGUAUAGGGCCAAGUCAAUUCUGGACAGCUGGGUAUGGGACAAGCAACCAGGGAUAUUCACGGAACGCCAAGCACCAAAGGGCCAGAAGCAUCCCCCUGCAGGACCAGCACUUGGCCCUGGCCAUCCUGCUGGAGCUGGCUGUGCAGAGAGGCACGCUGAGGACAUUGAAGCCAAAAAAGAAGCACAGAAGGAAAAAGAACUUGAUGAACAGGAAGCGAAUGCCUCAACAUUUCAUAGAAACAGGACUACAUUGGAUAAAGACCUUAUUAAUACAGGGAUCUGUGAGUCUUCUGGCAAACAGUGUUUGCCUCUUGUUCAGCUCAUACAACAGCUUCGUAGGUAAAUCGUAGUAGCUGUAUUGUACUGUAUUUUAUUUAUUUACUUUUGUUUUUUUUUGAGAUAGAGUUUCGCUCUUGUUGCCCAGGCUGGAGUGCAAUGGCACGAUCUCGGUUCACCAGAACUUCCGCCUCCCAGGUUCAAGUGAUUCUCCUACCUCAGCUGGGAUUACAGGCGUGUGCCACUAUGCCCGGCUAAUUUUGUAGUUUUAGUAGAGACGGGGUUUCUUUAUCUUGGUCAGCUGGUCUUGAACUCCCGACCUCAGGUGAUCCACCUGCCUCAGCCUCCCAAGUUGUUGGGAUUACAGGCAUGAGCCACCACGCCCAGGCUAUUUAUUUACUUACUAAUUUUUUUGUUGUUGUUGUUGAGACGGAGUCUCGCUCUAUUGCCCAGGCUGGAGUGCAGUGUCACGACCUUGGCUCACUGCAACCACCGCCUCCUGGGUUCAAGCAAUUCUCAUGCCUCAGCCUCCCAAGUAGCUGGGACUACAGGCAUCUGCAACCACACCUGGCUGAUUUUUGUGUUUUUAGUAGAGAUGGGGUUUCACCAUAUUUGUCAGGCUGGUCUGAAACUCCUGACCUCAGGUGAUCCACCUGCCUUGGCCUCUGAAAGUGUUGGGAUUGCAGGCGUGAGCCACUGUACCUGGCCUGUAUUGUAUUUUAAUGGGUGAUUAUUGGUUUUCUUAUUAAGACAGUGAAAUCUAGCACAAGGAUCUCAAAAAUUUGUUUGGUGAUUGAAGGAAUGUUCUGAAAAUUACCUAAUGUAAAUUUUAGGAUAAAGAGCAGGUCCUUUUCAAUAUAGGUGAGAGGAGAAGUUGGAGGGUAUGAUGAUACUCAAAAGUUUUUCACAGAAGAGAAAUCGGGGUGUGCAGUAAACAUGUAAAAAGAUUCUUAGUAAUAAGCAGGUGGAUGCAAAUGAAAAUCAUCAUAGGAAGGUUAUUUUUAAAACUGGUUCUAUCAUUGCCUCACUUUACAUAUUACAGAGUUAUACAUACUACUUUGUAAGGUAACUUUUCUUUUCAAAACUAAAGUCAGUGUGAAAGAAUGGUGAGCAUUGUUUUGGAAGGCCAGACUAGGAGGAGAUUGGAAGAAGUCACACUCAGCCUGUGAACAGAAGCUAACCUUGGCAGAAGCCAAAAUGGUCAGACAGCGUUGUGUAAAAAAUGAUCACUCAAGAGGGGCGAAAAAGCAAGGUGAUUUCUGGAAGAGAUUUAUUAGAAAAUGAAACACAUUUCUACCUGUAUUUAAUAAAAAUCUGCUUUUUGUAAA